UUGAACAACCGAGAUAAAUGAGAUAAAAAAAAAUUAUUUCAGUUGCGUAAUAUACUAUUUAUCAUAUGGUUAAUUGCAAGAAAAUCGUAAAUUUUUACAUAAACUUGAUAACGAGUUUCAGAAUUGAUAAAUGGCAAACGAAAUGUAGUUACUUGAAUCAGUAAGUAAUGAACUCAAGGUCAGUUUCCAUCAAGAUUAGUUCUGCGAUAUUCCUUGAAUGAAGUGAAUUUUCUCCAAGUAAGUAGGUAGUCUUUACUUUCAUCGAACCAGUGACAGCUACUGCAGGAAAUAUACACAUGAAUAAUAGUAUCUGUAUUAUAUAAUAGUGUUAUAUUUAGCCAUUGGGCUUUUUUGGGGCAUAUUGUUACAUCUUCAACGCAAAUUUGAAAACAUUUCAUGAGAGAAGCGCAAUGGUCUCGAAAAUUUGGGCUACAAGUAAUAAUGUGUCAGUCAUUGCAGUUGAAAAAGAAACCAACACAGUUUGUGCAGUUGCUGUCAACAAGUUGCAGGUUAAAAGCCAACCCGGGGGUGACUCCUUCUUUACCAACUUCGCCAAAUCAUGCAAGAACCCCCUGUCACGAUUCAUAAUCAAUUACAUGAACGACGCUGAUGACAACUUCGACCUGUUUGAGCAUUGCAAAGUGGACUGUUUGUUGGAAACAAUGUUUUUGGGGACCCAUCCGGAAUUCAGGAGAAGGGGCAUCAGUUCCAAAAUCUGUGAAGUGACUACAGAAGUUGCAAGACGGUUGUUGCACGGAGAAAACGUCAAGGUGUCCCUCGAUGGAACAGAGCUGAAGUUAGAGCCAGUGCCAAAACUGGUAGCUGCGCUGUUCACUUCACCCCAGUCACGGGCAAUCGGCAAGUCAGCGGGAUGGAAAGUUGCGACAACUAUACAAUAUAAGGAUUCCUUUUAUCAAGGGAAAUCCUUGGCUAGUGCUAUGGAGGAUACGAACCGUACAUCACAAGUAUAUUUCAAGAGGCUCCAGUGAUAUGAAUGAUUGGCCUCAAAUGGCGGUGUAGAGAAAUGUAAACCAAUCAAAUUCCGAAUGAC
Messenger RNA from Leptinotarsa decemlineata (Colorado potato beetle), 1051 nucleotides. RefSeq lists its product as uncharacterized. Gene Ontology annotation, molecular function: N-acetyltransferase activity. Lineage: Eukaryota; Metazoa; Arthropoda; Insecta; Coleoptera; Chrysomelidae. The record is from RefSeq and is a predicted model, not a curated record.